UUGGCGUUCAAAUUGAGUCGCAAUGCCUUGUUCACCGCCGAAACUGAAAAAUUUAUGUGUCACAUUUCUGAGCGCCAGCCAUGAUUUGAAAGACGCAAAUGGCAAGCUGGUCAUACCCGACUUUCUGGUCCUCCCUCUUUCUGUCCGAGAACUGUUCUUCGACUUGUACAAAGAGGACCGGUGUUUGAUCUCGUACAACCUGGCCAUGAGACUGGUGGGGCGGGACACCCGCCACCUGAACAUGAAAGGAGUCGAGCCGUUCAACGCGGAAGACUUUGCGCUCGACUUGCGCCACAAAGGGGUGCACCAGCUGCGCACUUUGGUGCUGCCUCCGUGGAGGGAAUGGGUGCAGGCGGGACACACAAUUCAGCCCUGUCAGUUGGUGCCGAACGAGAGCCUCGUCACUCUGUUCAUGAGACAACUUCACUGUGGAACUCACGACAUGGCAACGUUUGCUUUCAAAUUUCCAAACCUCAGGGAGGUGACAGUCGCAGUUACAGGCGAUUGCAGCUUCGAGUGUCUCUCAAAAUUGGAGCAGCUGAAGGAAUUCCACUUCUACUACGGCCCCGACUCGCACGCAGACGAGAGUGAUCAAAAGAUUGCGGACAAACUGCUCUACAGACUGCUGCGUUCCGUUCCGAAUUUGACCAGAGCGGGAAAAGUGAGCAACGCACUUCCUGGCAUUCGGGUCGUGGUGGACGAUAUGUCAGGGGGGCUGCAGCUGUGCAGGGUUGCACCCUUAAAUUUGACUCAUGUUACCCUGGACACUGCGACUAUAGCAAAUUUGGAGCUGAAACUGAUGCUUCCGAGACUGAGCCACCUGGAGAUGGUGGUCAGCGCGACGAGCCACGUUCAAAACUAUUUGAAUUUUCCGUGUUUGAGGUUUUUGCAAAUUUGGCCUGUGAUCGACUCCGUUCCCAUGGACAAAUUUCACGAUGCUUUGGUGUCUAGGUAUGAGUCGCAGGCGGAAAUUAUUAUUGGUGAUGAUGAUCGAGUCCAACUUUGUUCUUGGGACAUUUAAAUUUAUAUAAAUUAAAUAUGAAUGUAUCAAAAUAAGUUAACUUUAAUGAAAGUGUGGAAAAGUGAAAUACAUUUACUGAGAUUUACAUAUAUUUACAGACUGAUGAUGAAAGUGAAUAUUUUUUUACAUUCUCGGUUAAAAAGAAAACAAUUUUUUUCUACUAUAAAAUGGAGAUCAGCGUCAGAAAAAAGGUAUAAGCAACGAUUACUGAAGUCCGUUGAUGGCCAGGUUGGUUUUGUAGCAUUCGAUGCUGCACAGGGGAACUCCAGUUUUUGAGCACGAAUACCGUUUCCUGUUCUGGCACCCUUCAACGCGACACUUCGCGGCAGGUGGUGGCAGUGGUCUGCACAGAGAAUUAUCAUAUUAUUACAUAUUUCCGCAGCAAAACAAAUCUCAUUAAAACAUGAUAUUUUACGAUUUUCUCGCACUUUAUGGCCCGUACCACGCCUUUAAUAUUAAUUCACUGGGAACCACACCCCAAAUGAGAAAACUCCCUCGAUAUUUCCCGACGUUUCUUUCGCAGUAAUUGUAUAAAGAUCAUUUUGAGUGGUGGAUUUUCCACUUACGGCAAUUGAAAAAAUAAUUAAACUCACUUUGGCUUUGAUUCUUGAAUUGGGCAUUGCAUUCCGAGUGGAAAGCUGAUGGUGGUUUCGUUUUCGUUGUUGACCAUCAGCAGCAGCGGCUCUUGCGAGAAGUUGCUGCUCUUUUUGGUGACUGGCCUGUUCGCCUUGGACGCCUGUUUCUUCAACAGCCUGUCCAUCGUCAUUUUCUGCAAUUUAAAUAAUUAAUUAUUACAAGACUUUGUUUAAGAUAUUCAAUCACGUACCUUAUCUUUCUCCCUCUUCUCCUCGGCCUGCUGCUUCCGGCGCUGCAGCUUCAGGGCCCGCUUCUGCAUCAUUUCCUCGGUGAUAACCUUUUCCUUGUAGCCCGAAGGGAGGGCCAUCAACGGCAGCUCUUCGCCGGGGAAGUCGCUUUUCUUUU
This is a messenger RNA of Cloeon dipterum, 2002 nucleotides long. RefSeq lists its product as uncharacterized. The record is from RefSeq and is a predicted model, not a curated record. Lineage: Eukaryota; Metazoa; Arthropoda; Insecta; Ephemeroptera; Baetidae. The transcript is spliced from 3 exons. Bases 23 to 1021 code for a protein of 332 amino acids.